CCCCCGCAGCGGCAGGAGGAAGUGUUUCGGAAGUGGACACUCGCGGCAGAGCAGGGAUCGAAGGAGAGGGCGGAGAAAGGGGAGCCACUGAGUGGGUUGUGAAAAUGACAGCGGCGUUUAUUUAGCAGCUAACAUUUAUUUGCUGAUUUUAGCUUUUCACGCCAUUACAGAGAACCAGAGUCCGCCCUGUUUACCAUGAGCCGCACAAAGAGGCCAUAAUAAGAAGGCGGCGCAGAGUUUGACCCCCAGGGGGAACAAAAGGCAGCGGACCUCGCGUCUCCGGAAAGAUUUGCUCCUCGGCGGCGGGCUCGGCAGGUCGGAGACGGUCGCUGGCGGGAGCCAUGCGCCAGCGGUGAGGGGGACCCGCUGCGCAGGGACACACACACAGCGUCGGGCGAGGCGGAGGUCGGGGGGGCCAGGUGGCGUGGAGAUGAAGCUCAAACAGCGCAUGGUGGUGCUGUGUGCCGUGCUCCUCCUGCUGGGCCUGGCCAAGAUCUUCCUGCUGGAUGGAGGCGAGGGCUCUGCGUCCAGUCGGCGGGACCUCCGGGCGUUUCGUAAGAUGGAGUCGGGUCUCUCUCUGCCUCGGGGGGCUCGCCUCACGCACACUCUCCAGUCUCCGUGGGAGAUAGCAAGUCAGUGGGUGGGCCCCAGAGAAGUGUACCCCGAGGAGACCCCUGAGCUGGCUGCGGUGCUCACCUCGCUGAGCACGGCCAGGAUAGAGCGCGCCGACGUGGGCUACAAGGGCACGCAGCUCAAAGCCUUGCUGGUGCUGGACGGAGCGCAGAAAGUGGUCUUUAAACCCAAGAGAUACAACCGAGACUACGUGGUCGAAGGCGAGCCGUAUGCAGGGUACGACAGACACAAUGCAGAGGUGGCUGCCUUUCACCUGGACAGGAUCCUCGGGUUCAGGAGGGCGCCUCUGGUGGUGGGCAGGUACGUCAACCUGCGAACAGAGAUCAAGCCCGUGGCCACUGAUCAGCUGCUGAGCACUUUCCUCAUGCAGGGUAAUAACACGUGCUUCUAUGGAAAGUGCUACUACUGCCGAGAGACGGAGCCGGCGUGUGCGGACGGUGAAAUCAUGGAGGGCUCGCUGACCCUCUGGCUGCCGGACGUGUGGCCCCUGCAGAAACACAGACACCCGUGGGGACGGACGUACAGAGAGGGGAAACUGGCCAGGUGGGAAUAUGAUGAAGGUUACUGUGAGGCGGUGAAGAAAAUGCCCCCGUACGAUGCGGGGCCGAGGCUGCUUGAUGUCAUUGACACUGCCGUCUUUGAUUACCUGAUCGGCAACGCCGACCGCCAUCACUACGAGAGUUUCCAAGAUGACGGAGGAGCCAGCAUGCUCAUCCUGCUCGACAAUGCAAAGAGCUUUGGCAACCCUGCUUUGGAUGAGCGAAGCAUCCUGGCACCGCUCUACCAGUGUUGCAUGAUUCGUGUUUCCACCUGGAACAGGCUGAACUUCCUGAAAGGCGGAGUGCUGAGUUCAGCCAUGCGACAAGCUCUUGCUUUUGAUCCGAUUCAGCCCGUCCUGGCUGAGCCUCACCUCGCAGCUCUAGACAGGCGUCUGACGGGAGUCAUAACAACUGUGAAGCAAUGCAUAGAAGCACAAGGUCCAGACAACACUCUGAUAGAGGAUCGGAUGAACCUCCCUCAUCCCUGAGAAAACAAAAAACAAGCCGAGAGACGUGUCUAAACAGCCAUCCAGUGGCUCUGCAGCUCCAGGGAACGAAAAGCAGCGCAAGUUUUUUUUUUAAACAGCACAGAGGACCAAAGACGGUGCGUUUCUUCUUCUGUGAUCCGUUCAGCAACACUCUGAGAAAUGUGAUUCUUAAUGGAGAACUGUAGCCAAGGAGUCACAUGAAUCGUCUCAGGACUAUCAUUAAAAGGACAGCGAGCAAACUACCGGCUUCAGCGCCACUCCCCCAUCAUCCCCCCACGUGUGUUCAUGUCUACUUCAUCAGCUGCAGACGAUGGACGGAGCUAAGCGGCUACGCUUGAAAUCAGCCUCCAACGUCUCUGUGGAAGCCCCACUUCAGACAGUCUGGAGCUUCUGGAGCCAAUAAACUGGAAAGUUGCUUUAAAUUAUAUAUUUAAAAAAACAACAACUCCAAUUUAUUAUGAAUUUUAAAUGGAACUGGUGAUCGGCUUAUCUUUGCCCAGCAGUGUACAUAUUUAAGUAGUGCUGUAGAAUACUGGUCUGAUAGAAUAUAAAUAUUUGGAUUAUAAUAUUAAAUAAACUUUCAAGUGUGUGUGUGUGUGGGUGGAUGGGUGUGUGUGUGUGUGUGUGUGUGUGAGACAGAGAGAGAGAAAAACGGAGAUGGGGUGAGUGCCAUAUCGUGCCAUAAAUCAAAGCUACUGACAUGAUAACUUGAAUCAUUGUGGAGUCAGAGGUUUUAAUGUGUUUGGGUUCAUUUUUGGCAUUAAACCAUGGUCUACAUAAUC
This is a messenger RNA of Fundulus heteroclitus (mummichog), 2442 nucleotides long. It is a transcript of the gene fam20b, whose product is annotated as FAM20B glycosaminoglycan xylosylkinase. The coding region runs from base 431 to 1660 and encodes 409 amino acids. The record is from RefSeq and is a predicted model, not a curated record. Gene Ontology annotation, cellular component: Golgi apparatus. The transcript is spliced from 10 exons. Gene Ontology annotation, biological process: protein phosphorylation. Lineage: Eukaryota; Metazoa; Chordata; Actinopteri; Cyprinodontiformes; Fundulidae. Gene Ontology annotation, molecular function: phosphotransferase activity, alcohol group as acceptor.